Toxorhynchites rutilus septentrionalis is the source of this 4209-nucleotide messenger RNA. RefSeq lists its product as uncharacterized. Bases 1 to 4209 code for a protein of 1402 amino acids. Gene Ontology annotation, molecular function: nucleic acid binding. The transcript has 3 exons. Gene Ontology annotation, biological process: DNA integration. NCBI's taxonomy places the organism in Eukaryota, Metazoa, Arthropoda, Insecta, Diptera, Culicidae. The record is from RefSeq and is a predicted model, not a curated record.
AUGGUUAAGUCCAAUCACAAGCAAAAGCUUAUGCGUGAACUUCUUGGAUCCCAUGGAGAACUCGAUGAAAUUGUUAAUCGAAUCAGCAUUAGGGCUUGGAACGAGAUACCGGCUGAUGCCAUUGUCAAGUGCAUGGAAAUGGACUCUUUGGCUGGAAAUAUUCGAGAGUUGCAAUACGAUCCAGAAAAUCACAUCACAUUCGCAGCAUGGUAUGCCAGGUACGAGGACUUGUUUGCAAAGGAUGCGGAACGGCUCGACGACGAAGCCAAAGAUUUCACGUUCAUCGACACAGUGAAGAAACUGAAGAGACUUUUUGGCAUGAAAGAGUCCACAGUUAAGAAACGAUACUGUACAUUAACCGUCACGAAAGCCCCGACGGAGGACUAUGUUACGUUCGCUUGUCGGGUGAAUAAGAUGUGCGUGGAGUUCGAGUUGGCCAAAUUGACGGAAGAGCAUUUCAAAUGCCUCAUGUUCGUUUGCGGUCUGAAGUCGGAGUGCGAUGCGGAGGUACGCACCAGAUUGUUGACGAAAAUCGAAGACAACAACGAUGUCACCUUGGAAGCACUGAUGGAAGAGUGUCAGCGGUUGAUAAAUUUAAAGAGCGAUACUGCUAUGAUAGAAAGUCCUGGACGUGUUCAGAUCAUCAAGAGGAACUUUCAGCAACGGAAGCAGUACGGUAAGCGGUUCAGAGAUCGUCCAAAAGAAUCACCAAGAAAUGAAGAAGAACGCAAAAGUCCGGCAACUUCUUGCUGGAACUGUGGUGCGAUGCAUUUUUCUAACCACUGCGGUUUCAAGAGUCACAAGUGCGCCGACUGCAAACAGAUCGGCCAUAAAGAGGGCUAUUGCUCAAGCGCAAAGCGGUCUACGAAGGCAUCAAAAUAUCAGCCACGAAGGUUCUCCACCAAAACCGUUAUUGCAUCGGUCAGCAGCGUCGAAUGCAAGCGUCGUUACGUCGUCAGCGUCGUGUCCGAAAAGGUGUGGAAUCGGAUCGGCCAGCCAGCAGGUGUUCCUGCGAGUCAGACCGCCAAAUCAGCAUCGGGAGUACAACUGGACCUGCAGUGUGAGUUCGUCAGUGACGUCGAAAUCAAUGGUACGACGCAUAGCGGACGCAUCUUCGUUUCUACACAUCCAUUGAAUCUGCUCGGAAUCGAUCUCAUCGACAAGUUCCUGCUUUCGUCAUUACCAAUGGAUAAAUUUUGUAAUUUCGUCGGUGGUUCCAAUGAUAUCGUUUCUCUGCAGAAAGCGUACCCGAAGCUGUUCAGCGAGACGUUGGGGCUUUGCUCCAAAUCUAAAAUUCAACUUUCGCUGAAGGAAGCGUGUAAGCCAGUCUUUCGUCCAAGAAGGCCGGUUUCGUACGCUAUGUUGCCAACUGUGGACAAAGAACUAGACCGACUAGAGUCUCUGCAAAUUAUUUCACCAGUGGACUAUUCAGAGUGGGCGGCUCCAAUAGUCGUUGUGCGAAAGGCCAGUGGUAAUGUUCGCAUAUGUGGCAACUAUUCAACUGGAUUAAACGAUCGGCUCCAGUCACACCAGUAUCCCCUUCCGCUGCCACAAGACGUCAUUUCAAAGCUCUCUAAUUGUACAGUGUUCAGUCAGAUUGAUUUAUCUGAUGCUUUUCUUCAGAUGGAAGUGGAGGAAAGCUGCCGCCAACUACUCACCAUCAACACCCAUCGGGGACUGUAUCAGUACAACAGGUUGCCUCCUGGUGUCAAAGCUGCGCCGGGAGCAUUCCAGCAGCUGAUGGACACGAUGUUGGCCGGUCUUCCAUGUACUGCAGGCUACCUAGACGACGUGGUUGUGGGAGGCAAAGAUACUAACGAACAUCAGCGUAAUUUGCAUGCAGUGCUGCAGCGGAUUGAGGAAUUCGGAUUCACAACUCGGCCGGAAAAAUGCUCAUUUGGCCAGCAGCAAAUCCGUUACCUGGGUCAUAUCUUAGAUCGUCAUGGGCUUAGACCAGAUCCAGCUAAAAUCCAAGUCAUAAAGGACCUACCGCCAUCGAAGGACAUCACGGGAGUACGCUCCUUCCUGGGAGCCAUAAAUUAUUACGGAAAAUUUGUUCCAAACAUGCGGGCUCUCAGGUUUCCGCUAGAUCAGCUCCUGAAGGAUUCAUCAGCAUUUGUGUGGACGCGCGAGUGCCAGCAGGCGUUUGAAAAAUUCAAAAAAAUUUUGUCGUCAGAGCUGCUUUUAGCACAUUAUGACCCGAAGCAGGAAAUAAUUGUCUCGGCGGACGCAUCUUCCAUCGGCAUUGGGGCAACAAUAAGUCACAAGUAUCCUAAUGGCCACGUUAAAGUGAUUCAACAUGCAUCUCGUGCGCUUACACCGGUUGAACAGCGCUACUCGCAAAUUGACCGGGAAGGAUUGGCAAUAAUUUACGCUGUUACCAAAUUCCACAAAUUUAUCUUUGGGAGACGGUUUCGGCUUCAAACCGACCAUGCACCGCUUCUCAGAAUUUUCGGGUCCAAAAAAGGGAUUCCGAUCUAUACAGCCAAUCGCCUUCAACGGUGGGCAUUAUCGUUGCUCUCCUACGAUUUUUCGAUCGAGUACAUUCAGAGUGACAAGUUCGGCAAUGCUGACGUUUUGUCCCGUCUUAUCGACCAACACACCAAACCGGAUGAGGACGUCAUAAUUGCAUGUACCACCUUGGAAGAAGAUUUGAGGUCAGUAGCAAUCGAUAGUACUAAUCAACUACCUCUCAGUUUUAGUAUGGUUGAAAAAGCAACGGCAUGUGAUCCGUUGCUUCGAAAAGUUCACCGCUUCAUCCGUGAGGGCUGGCCCAAAUCUAGGUCGGAAGUUAAAGAUUGGGAGAUGUCUCGGUUCUUCGAUCGCCAGGAAGCUCUGUCAGUCGUUCAAGGCAGCAUAAUGUUCGGCGACAGACUGGUAAUCCCGGCUGCCUUCCGGAGGCGGUGCCUCAACCAACUACACAGGGGCCAUCCAGGCGUACAGCGUAUGAAGGCCAUCUCACGUAGCUUCGUGUACUGGCCGGGACUUGACGAAGAGAUUGUGAGCUUCGUUAAGGGUUGUCAUCACUGCGCAUCUGUAGCACGGUCCCCUCCGAAAGCGGAACCGGAGUCGUGGCAUUCCACAACGGCUCCUUGGCAGCGAGUCCAUGCAGACUACGCGGGCCCUCUGGACGGAGAAUAUUAUUUGCUAGUCAUCGAUGCGCACACCAAGUGGCCAGAGAUCUUCCCGACAAAACAAAUAACAUCGAAGGCCAGGAUCAAUCUAUUGCGUACGUUGUUUGCAAACAAGGGCAUGCCGGAGAUUCUCGUGACCGAUAACGGAACGCAAUUUAAGAGUGCUGAGUUCAGUGAGUUAUGCUGCGAGAACGGAAUCCGGCACACAACAACGGCUCCAUUUCAUCCGCAAUCGAACGGCCAAGCUAAAAGAUUUGUGGAUACUUUCAAGCGGGCCGUUAAAAAAAUUCAGGAGGGAGAAGGCUCGAUAAGGCAAGCACUGGACAUUUUCCUCCUCACUUACCGUUCCACGCCGAAUCCAAAUGUUCCAGGAGGGAAAUCCCCAGCAGAGGCGAUGUAUAACCGACCGUUGAGAACAUCGCUAGACCUUCUACGUCCACCGUCGACCCCAGAACCAUCAUCAAACCGCCAGGGUACAUCCACCGCGCGGUCUUUCAGUCCGAAAGAUUCCGUAUAUGCAAAAAUAUAUGCCAACAACAAAUGGUCUUGGAUUCCUGGAACUGUAGUAGAAAGAAUCGGCACAGUUAUGUAUAAUAUCUGGGUGGAAAACAAGAAAUUAGUUAGGUCACACAUCAACCAGCUCAGAGAACGAUCUGCUACGGGAACAACAACAAAGGAGCAGACUAAGCAAGGUCUGCCGCUCAACAUUUUGCUCGAUGAGUGGAAGCUAUCAGCAGCAUCCCCGUCUGCUCACCACUUGUCGGAAGCGGAAGUCAUCGAACAAACUCAAUCCACGCUAGUUCGUCCAUCAUCCCCAACAUCACCAAAUAGCAUCCGAUCAGCGACAUCUUCUUCUUCAUCACCAUCGACGGCAUUGAGUCUACCGUUGAAAAUUCACCUAUGGUUCAGCUACCUCGGCGAUCUUCUCGAACCAGAAGACCACCGCAAUGGUUCCAGGGAAACUAAAGGUUCUAGGAGGGAGAUGUUGGAGACAACUGGCAAUACCACAGAGGAUCUACCACUUGGGCUCGCCAGUGACAGAUUCAACUGUCAUUUGUAUCGACGUCACGAGUGA